ACUGCCUGAUGGUCCUCGUGAAAUAAACACAUUGGGGUCCUUGUUUGCGAUAUGCUAGUCGUUGUAGUAGGAUUCAGACGUGUAUGUUUUAGACAUGUUUUAGCAGUAAUUAUCAAACGUUGACCUUAAUACGUACGUCGAUUAGAGUGUUUAGGGAAUGUUGUUAAACUAACGGUUUGGUGAUUGACGCCGUCGUUGCUUCAGUGGUUUUAUUUUUUCUACGCCGAGGGCUUAGCAGAGUUAGCUAAGCAAGUAAGCUAGUCCCCAAACCAUCGCACAGUUUUUGACUAAACACAUACGCUAGUAAAAAUAAAAUAAGAGGGAGGUGUUGAUGAGCAGUAAUGUCUGGCAUUGCUCUUAGCAGACUCUCACAGGAGCGCAAAGCAUGGAGAAAAGACCACCCGUUUGGUUUUGUUGCUGUGCCUACUAAGAAUCCUGAUGGCACCUUGAAUCUGAUGAAUUGGGAGUGUGCAAUUCCAGGCAAGAAAGGAACCUUAUGGGAAGGAGGACUUUAUAAACUCAGAAUGCUGUUCAAGGAUGACUAUCCUUCCUCACCACCCAAAUGCAAGUUUGAGCCACCGAUAUUCCACCCAAAUGUUUAUCCAUCAGGCACUGUGUGUCUGUCCAUCCUGGAGGAAGAUAAAGACUGGAGGCCUGCCAUUACCAUUAAACAGAUCCUUUUGGGUAUCCAAGAGCUGCUGAAUGAGCCCAAUAUUCAAGACCCAGCACAAGCAGAGGCUUACACAAUUUACUGUCAGAACAGGAUGGACUAUGAGAAACGGGUGAGGUCACAGGCCAAGAAGUUUGCCCCCACUUAGAGCGGAGAGCUGUCAUCAUCCCACCUGAGCCGCAACAGCUGCUUUAGGUAACAAACAGAAGGCAGGCAGCACCUGAAGGACCACUCCAACAAGAACCCAAUUUUUUCAGUGUUAUUGUGCUGUUACAGAGGUGUUAAGGUUAUAUAAAAAAAAAAGAUAUAAGAUCAUAAUUUUGCCUGCAUUCAAGAACUGUGUAUUUAUGCAUUUUUAAAAUGCAUAGCUGCAGAUUCUGCACUGGCAACGUGACACUUGCUAAUAACAACAACUCUUGUAUAAUCCAUAUGUCCAGUUCUUUCAUAAGUGCUGCUCUGCUCACUCAUGGCUCCAGUAAUACAGUAAGUUAUACUAUCGUAUUGACAGACCUGUAUAAAUAAGGUUUCAUUUCAAAGUCACUCUGUGGAUGUUAGGUCAGGACAUAAAAGAGACGCUUCUUAACCCUUUGCUUUUAAAAAAUAAAAUAAAACCAGACUUUGACAAGUAUUGUGUAUAGUUUUCAUGCGGAAAGGGAUGUAAGGCAGAUGCUCAACCACCAAAAAAAAAAAAAAUCCUUUGUCACAUAUUCAUAUAAAGGGGUCAUAUUUUGACAAACUGUUGUAAGUCACCAGAUGUCUUAAAAUAAGUUAGUUUGUAGUCACAAAUAAUCUACAAAGAAAAUAAAGCUGCUUUUUUUUUUUUAAUUGUGUCUGCUGAUUUAACUGAAAAGGAGCUGUUCGGGAACACAUCACUGAGUCAUUUCCUGCCUAAAUUUCACCCAUAAAAUGGUCAUUUCUACAUUCAUACACUUUAAUUUACUGAUGUUUAUUGUGAAAGCCCAAGCACAUUUAACUGUAAUGGCAAGGUUAAAAAGUGUCUUUGCACAAUAUGACCCCUUUAAUACAAUCAGUAUGUCAUCUCCUUCAUGUAAUGUGGAAAAUGAUCAAACACUGAGUUCAUAUUAAUUAGAUGGUGAAAAAAGAUGGAUUGAUAAAAGCUUUUAGUAACUUGACUGUGUUAAGAAAAAAAGAAUCCUCUUAACUUUCACUUGUAAAUUGAGCAGAAUCACAGUAAGAAAGUGAAAUUGACUGUCACGAGAAAUGUGCUGUGUGGCUGUUGAGCAUAAAGGAAAACAGCACUUGCCGAUAAUUCAUGAGGGGGCGGAGUUAACGCUUUUGCAAAAGCAUCAUAUUAGUUCAGACAUAAGUUCAGACAUUAUGUACUUUGACUUUUGACAUUUUAUCCCAGAAUGCUUGUAAAAUUGAAAUUCACCUGUGUGCAUAAAUCAGUCCUUCCAUUGGUCAACAAAAUGAGCUGAGAGAUCCUCAUUGGAAUGGCCUCUCAACCAGCAAGAAACACAGGUGAAAGUGUAUUAUUAUUAUUAUUAUUAUUAUUAUUUUUUGGCCUCUGAAGCAUGUACAUAAUAUAAAUACUGAAGAUUGUGGAAGUUAUGUUUUUAUAUUGUUUUAGCAAGUUGACGUUUGUGUGUGGUGUUAUAGAACACAAUAAAUGGUAUCAAAUUGUGAAAUAAAGUUGAAGAGUAGAGCUAA
Thalassophryne amazonica is the source of this 2341-nucleotide messenger RNA. Its product is annotated as SUMO-conjugating enzyme UBC9-like. Lineage: Eukaryota; Metazoa; Chordata; Actinopteri; Batrachoidiformes; Batrachoididae. Gene Ontology annotation, cellular component: nucleus. The coding region runs from base 342 to 818 and encodes 158 amino acids. The record is from RefSeq and is a predicted model, not a curated record. Gene Ontology annotation, biological process: protein sumoylation. Gene Ontology annotation, molecular function: SUMO conjugating enzyme activity. The transcript has 7 exons.